CUUAGUCAUCCUUGCACAGAAGAGGGGCAUCGCCACACACACAUAUCCUUGCUAUACAGCAGCAGCAGCACAUGCUCGCACACCGUCUCCGACCACGUGCCCUCCGCCUCUUGUCGCCGUUGGCCAGCAGCAGCAGCAGCACCGCACUCGUCCGCGCCCGCACAGCUCACCUCCCGCAGAAGCAGCAGUCGGCGUUCAGCAGAGCCUCACACACCAUGUCCUCGUCCGCACCCGCACCAGUCUACAAGACAUGCGCCUCGACCGACGCGCCCGCCGCACUGGGCCCGUACUCGCAGGCUGUCGUGCACAACGGGCUCGCGUUCAUUAGCGGCUGCGUCCCCUUUGACCCCGCGACCAUGCGCAUCGUUGACGGCGGCGCCCCCAGCGACGCACCCGGCGCCAUCGAGGCGCAGACCCAGCAGGCCCUUUCUAACCUCUUCGCCGUACUGCGCGCCGCCGGCGCCGACCGCAACAGCGUGCUCAAGACCACCGUCUUCCUCAAGGACAUGAACCACUUUCAGCGCGUCAAUGCCGUCUAUGAAAAGAUGUUUGCGCCCUACAAACCAGCGCGCUCUGCCGUCGAGGUCGCCCGCCUGCCGUUCGACGUCGCCGUCGAAGUCGAGUGCAUCGCCGCCGUUAUCAACGAGCAGAAAGAAGAAUGAGGAGCAAGGACUGCCGGCACAAGGCACAUGCUAGCGCUACAUAGACACAGACCCCCCGCGUGAACAAGUGAUCGCUAAGUAUGUACCACACCGUUGCAAAAUGACAAUCGCCGCCUUGCUUUAGCGCUCGCGGUGACAGAGCGGCGCAU
Messenger RNA from Tilletiaria anomala UBC 951, 811 nucleotides. Its product is annotated as YjgF-like protein. NCBI's taxonomy places the organism in Eukaryota, Fungi, Basidiomycota, Exobasidiomycetes, Georgefischeriales, Tilletiariaceae. Gene Ontology annotation, molecular function: deaminase activity. Bases 72 to 662 code for a protein of 196 amino acids. The transcript has 2 exons. Gene Ontology annotation, cellular component: cytosol; mitochondrion. The record is from RefSeq and is a predicted model, not a curated record.